GAGUUUUAGUUAUCAUCAUCAUAAUCUUGGUUAUGCCAAAUAUGUCAUCACCGUUGAAUGCCUCCACUUGUUCAUUUCCAAAGGAAGAGGAAGAGGAGGUGAAUUUGAAUGAUGUGGAUUUGAUAUGUGCCGAUAUGGAUGGUACGUUAUUAUCACCAUCACAUAAUAUACCGGAUAUUACAUUUAAUAGGAUUAAUAAAGCUGAUAAUAAUGGAUGUCCGGUGGUGCCCGCUACGGGAAGGUGUCGUUGGUCAGCAGCGAAGUGCUUUGCACGAGGAGGAGUUGACUUGUCCGCCCGACCCGGUAUCUAUCUGAACGGUUGCGUCGUUUACGAUCACACCGGCGCUGUGGCGGCGGAGAAGACUCAUUCAUAUGAAGAUGUAGUUUCAGUAGUGGAUAAAUUCAAAGACGAGAAGAACGUCGUUGUGAUGUGCUGUAGCGGCGACCACGUUUAUGCCCCUUUCGAUUCGCCCGUAGUGGCAUCGCUCUUUACAACGUACGGUGAUCCUUACCCGGAGGACUGCGGAUCGUAUGAAGGGAUGCUGAGGAAAAUCAAAGAGGAUAAAAUAUCUGUCCAUAUGAUUCAUAUCAUGUCCACCGAAGGUCCACUCUCGGCUGCUGUGCUCGAAAAAGCUCAGAAUUUUGCCAAGUCGAGGGGAUGUACGUCAGCUCAGUCCCUGCCCUUCCUCACCGAUAUAAUCCCCGCUGGUGCUCAUAAGGGCUUUGGGGUCGAUGCAUUGAAAGAAAAACUGGGCUAUAAAUGUGUGGCGUGUGUUGGUGAUGCUCUUAAUGACUACCAAAUGCUUCAAGAAGCGGACAUCUCGGUCGCUAUGGGAAACGCGAUUCCUCAAAUCAAGGAGUUGGCAUCGUUUGAAGUGAACUCGAAUUCAGCUGAAGUGCCCGGAGUGGCAGAUCUUGUUGAUAGAGUUCUUACUGCCAAGCAAGCUUAA
Messenger RNA from Perkinsus marinus ATCC 50983, 950 nucleotides. Its product is annotated as Phosphatase yidA, putative. Gene Ontology annotation, molecular function: phosphatase activity; magnesium ion binding. The transcript is spliced from 9 exons. Gene Ontology annotation, cellular component: cytosol. Bases 33 to 950 code for a protein of 305 amino acids. The record is from RefSeq and is a predicted model, not a curated record. NCBI's taxonomy places the organism in Eukaryota, Perkinsozoa, Perkinsida, Perkinsidae.